Messenger RNA from Phascolarctos cinereus (koala), 1038 nucleotides. Its product is annotated as trace amine-associated receptor 4-like. Gene Ontology annotation, biological process: G protein-coupled receptor signaling pathway; behavioral fear response; chemosensory behavior. Lineage: Eukaryota; Metazoa; Chordata; Mammalia; Diprotodontia; Phascolarctidae. Gene Ontology annotation, molecular function: 2-phenylethylamine receptor activity; trace-amine receptor activity. The record is from RefSeq and is a predicted model, not a curated record. Gene Ontology annotation, cellular component: membrane.
AUGAAUUCUUCUGACCUCUGGAACCCACCAGAAGUGAAAUAUUGUUUUGAAUUUGUUAACAAUUCUUGCCCUAGACAUGUAAGACCUGCAAUUAGUAUUUGGGUCAUGUAUAUGGUCAUAAUAGGUGCCAUAAUGAUGACGAUGCUUGGAAACUUGGUGGUCAUCAUCUCUAUCUCCCACUUCAAGCAGCUUCACUCUCCAACCAACUUCCUGAUCCUCUCCAUGGCAACAACAGACUUUUUGCUCGGUUGUGUGGUGAUGCCCUUCAGCAUGGUCAGAUCCAUUGAGGCUUGCUGGUAUUUUGGAAGGCUCUUUUGUAGAGUACACAGUUGUUGUGACAUCAUGCUUUGUACCACUUCCAUUUUCCAUUUGUGUUUUGUCUCAGUGGACCGCUACUAUGCAGUGUGUGACCCCUUACGCUAUGUCACCAAAAUCACCAACUCAGUGAUCCAGGUCUUUUUGUUCAUCAGCUGGUCCAUUCCAAUCUUCUUUGCCUUUGGUCUUGUAUUUUCAGAGUUAAACAUCAUUGGUGCUGAAGAGUUUGUAGCAGCAAUUGACUGUGAAGGUCUAUGUGUGUUAAUGUUUAACAAACUCUGGGGAGUUCUGGCCUCCUUCAUUGCUUUCUUUCUCCCUGGUACAGUAAUGGUUGGUAUUUACAUACACGUAUUUUAUGUAGCUAAGAAACAUGCCAAGCAGAUUGAUACCCUUCCAAAUAUGAAGAAUAGAGAAGCCAAAACAAAACCCUCAUCUAAGAAAGAAAGCAAGGCCACCAGAACUUUGAGUAUAGUCAUGGGGGUUUUUGUUCUGUGUUGGCUGCCAUUUUUUGUCCUCACUAUCAUAGAUCCUUUCAUUAACUUUACUACCCCUGAGGAUCUAUACAAUGCCUUCCUCUGGUUGGGCUACUUCAAUUCUACCUUCAAUCCAAUCAUUUAUGGGAUGUUUUAUCCUUGGUUUCGUAAGGCAUUUAAAAUAAUUGUGACUGGAAUGAUCUUCCACCCAGACUCAUCUACCCUCAGUUUGUUCCCUGCAUGUGCUUAA